Pocillopora meandrina is the source of this 6677-nucleotide messenger RNA. The record is from the annotation of a GenBank genome assembly. NCBI's taxonomy places the organism in Eukaryota, Metazoa, Cnidaria, Anthozoa, Scleractinia, Pocilloporidae.
AUGGUAUACUGCACUGCUUUCAACUGCAACAACGAUGGCAAAAAGAUGAAGUCGUUGAGCUUUUUCCAGUUUCCCUCUGAUGAAAAAUACCGUCAGAUAUGGAUAGAGAAAGUUCGUCGCGUCAACUGGGAACCGAACAAGUACUCGAGGUUGUGUUCUGCGCAUUUCGAAUCACACUGUUUCGUACAUAACUUCAAACUUUUCGAUUCUCUGGGUCUUCCAAGACCAAAAAAGGCCACUUUGAAGCACGAUGCCAUUCCUACCAUCUUUGAUUAUGAAGACAGGACACCAAAAGCAUCAAACGAGCUAACUUUUUCUCGUAAGCGAAAACAAGAGGAUUCUUCGGGUAAUGCGCCUUGGAAAGGAAGGAAGAUCCUUGAGGUACCCUUUCAUAUUCAUUUGUAGAGUUUUUCUUCACUCGAAUUGCGGAAUAGAACUCAGUUUCCUCUCCAAGUUCAUGAUUGUUUUCAUCCAUGUAUAGCACGUCUCUUUACCCUGCUUUUUUUUCUUCUUUGGAUGCAUAAUUGUAUCGUUUCAUUCAACCCACUUUGUGUGUUUCUUUACAUUCAUAACUCGUGACGUAUGACAUAUCACUCACAAAGUUAAUUUUUAACGUUUUGUUUACGUAAAGUUUCUUCUUCUUUUCAGCAGGAUUAGUCGCUAGAUUCUAAAAUGAAAAUAUGCUGUUUUUGCGCACAGAUUUAAAAAAAAUGGAAUCUUUACCCAAAAUGUGUCGUAAAAUAAUACUUUUUUGUGUCUCGUAGGUGAUAGAUUUCAACUCGCUACUUGACGAUUAUUUAAAGAGCAUUCAAUCUGAAGAAGACUUUGGUUCAGCCAGUGAAGCCAGCUACAAAACAGGUAUAUGGCGGUGUUGUGUGUUGUGAAAAUAUUUGCUGUAUUGUAAAAUAAAUCCUCUCGUUUUUAUUGUCGUUUUUUCGGUGAUUUUUGUCUCAUUAUGUAAGGCACAUUACUUCCGGGGAAGGGGUCUUUCCCCUAGGGAUUACACUUGUGACCUUAAUGACACCUCUACUUCGGGAGUGAAUAGCGUCAAAUUUCGCCUUACUCAGUAUCACACUUGAAUCAAAUGUUGAGGUGAAGAGAAUACAGGAAAUGACACCAAUUUAAGAAGCUCCUGAUUGUCAGUAAGAUAGGAAAUGCAAAGAGCAUAGUGCGAGAAUAUGAACGCGAUGUACUGAGAUCUCUCGUAUGACUCUGAAUUUCUUGUGAUGAAUUCUAUGUUUACUAUGUAAAUUUUUUCAAAUCUUUUCUUCCAGGGUCUGAUGAGUUGGUGAAGGAAAUAAUUCCAGGAUCUUCACCAUGCCAGGUAUCAGAACAGUUGAUUAGUUCCUCAACAUGUUGUCAUUCAAGUUUAUAUCUGGUCAAAUCUCAAUCUACUUUACAAUUAUAAUCAAAGACAAAUAAUCAAAAAUAAUGACUUUUAUACUCAAAAUCAUACAAAAAAGGUAAUACCUGAAUCAAAAUACAGACAGGUUUAGGAUUUAAAAAAAUAAUGCAAAAGAGAUUCUUUGCUGUUGUGCACAGAUACGUUUUAUCACAAUAUUUCAAUAGCAAUUCUUAAUUAAUUGUGGAUUAGCCCUGUGACUCAAAGGUGUGACUAUGAUCUAAUUUCUCCUUACAGCAUCACAGCUGAAUUAAAUGUUAGGGUCAUGAGAAUAAAGGAAAUGAUCACCAACUCAAGAAGCUUGAGAUUGUCAUAAAAAAUCUCCUUGUCUGCACCUAAGGAAAUGUAUUGAAAACAGUAUAGAGAAUAUGCAUAUUGAUGUUGGGAUGUGUUUCUAAGCUGGUGCUAAUGUGGGGUAUAUCUUUGUUUGUUACACUUCAUUUCUAUUUACUCAGGAAUUUUAAGUGGGAUUUUUCUCACCCAAUUUUAAUGUUCUCAGGGUGGUGAUAGGUUUGUUCUGCUCCUGAAUAAGCCAUUAUCUCCAGAUAUAUGCGAUAUUUCAAGUUCCCUGUUGUGUGUUCGCUUUGGAACUGAAUAUGUUGUUCCAGUGACCCUAUGGAAAGAGCAGGUUAUAAGGGGAGAUUCAACACCAAGUAAGUAAAAACCAAAGAUGUUGAAUCGAAGCAAAUAUUGUUUAAAAAAAACUUAUUUAGACUGCAUCACUUAGCUGGCUUAUCCCUGUUGUUAGAGCAUGAAAUCUCCUUUAAAGACUUGUUGGGUUUCUCCCCCCUUCCUCAAGGGUAUGCUAGUAUAUUGCCAGUUACCCUUUGUGCAAUUAUCAGGUUCUCUUGGCAAGUCACUGGCACCAACAUUCCACAUAUUCCUCGGUUUAAGACACUGACAAUUACCAGUAAUUAAAAUUGUCUUACCUUUAGUCACAGUUGAAUGAUCCAGCUAGAGUUCAAAAAUGGGUCUUCCAAAACUUUUGAUUUGUUCAUGUAAAGCAGACAAAUUGCUGUUACUAAAGUGCAAGCUAUAGUAUGAAUAAUUAGGCUUUCCUUAACUGUUUUGUUGGGUCUGAUGCUAUUGAGAUGUGGUAGAAUGGUUUUAACUCUGUUGAUAGAGAUGAUAUCAAACUCUUUCAACUAAUUUUUUCAGAGUAGAUUAUUUUUACCAAACAGAUGUAGUUACUGUGAGGUAACCCUCAAGGUUUCAAUUUGCAGAUAAUUGCCAAGCAGCCAUUGUUCCUGAAUCAACUCCUAAAUGUAAAGGUGUUUUAGAGCUAUAAGAGAAUACUAGACUGUAAUAUUUUUUGUUGUUGUAAAUUUUGCUUUUUAGAAAGUGAUAAACCAGGUAUAGUUGUUGCUCAACUGGAAACAACUGAUGGCAAGGUUCUGGGAAGCACAAAAUUUUUGUACAAGGAGGAGAUCUCGACAGGUUUUCAGAAGAUUGUCUGCAGUAAAAACUAUGGAGGAAAGUUAAUUAUGGGACUUUCUGAUUUUGGAGCAAAGGAAGAUCAAGCUAUGGCCAAUGAAAGUGAGGCAAAUCAAGGUAAAGAUCUACUUUAUCUCAUAGGUGAUCAAGGUGAUAUUUCUCCUUACAAUAUCAAUACAAAAUCAAGCAGACAGGUGAUGAGAAUAGAGAAAAAUAUAAAUUAGUGGGUUAUUGAUCAAUCUCAAUUCCAAAUUCUCAGAACUAACAUCAUAGAAAUUGUACAGCAGGAUAAUUAUGGAAGAGAUCCUGGGAGUUAAAGGGUUAAAUCUUUUGCUUUGUUCUUUUUUGUUUUGGUUUGGUUUAGUUUUGUUUAAUUUUGUUUUGUAUUUUUUGUGCGUGUGUGUGUUUCUGAAUUUAUCUCUAACAGAGACAACUUGAAGAUGGUGUAGAAAAAAAUCCAAAAUGCAAACAAUCGACUCUGUUUAUUUCCCCAGAUGUAACAUCUCUGCAUACUUCUGAAUCUAGUCUGGCACUUAACAGCAUUUUGAAAAUGAUGCUGUAUGUAGCAGCUAAGCAUGAGGCUGGUGGAUUUGUUGAGGAUCUUUUUAGAACUAAGGCUGGUAAAGCAGUAAUGAAUUCAUUCAGUAAAAAGGAUGAGCUUGAAGAAACAGGAAACCAAUCAAAUUUACAGCAACAACUGUUUUCUUACCUUGAAAACAUAUCAAAAAGGUAAUGAUCAGUGUUUUGCUGAUGUAAAAAAUUUAUUAUAUACUGAACAUCUUGGCUUACUUGUAAAAACUCAGCCUGCAAAUAGACAUGCAUGAAAAUGUUUGGUUGCCAAUUUGCAGGGUCUUUAUUUGAAGGCCAUUGCCCAUAAUAAUUAGCAGGCAGCUGUAAGACCAUUUUUUGCCAGUUAAUUUGUGAGUUAUAAUUAAACACAGAAAAUAGGUAUUUUUAACUGAUUCCAAAACAAUUUCUUGCUUAAAAUUGUUACUCAAACAUAUUCCAGAAUGUUGGAUAUCAUGUCUCAGAGAGUUUCACAUUUCCAAUUUUUUUUUAAAGUUUAACUUAUUAAUAAAGUCACUUAAUUUAGUCUAUUUAUUAUUUUUUGUAGGGUAAUUGAAGAAGAAGAAAGGAGAAAUGCAAAGGUGGCUCUCCAAGUUAGCCAGGUUGUGGAGAAAAAACAUCCAAAACCUGUUGUAAAACCAGGUGAGGUCCACAAAUUUACAGGGCAAGUGAUAUUAACAGCUCUUUCCUUAUCAUCAACCCUUCAACCCCUGAGAAUGAUACUAGUCAUCCAAUUUAUCCUAAGAGGAUUACCCUUGCAUCAAAUAUUAAGGUCAUGAAAAUAAAGGAAAUGAUUACAAGGUCAAAAAUUUCUUGAUUGUUAAACAAAUUCUCCUUUUCAGCCCCAUAGGAAAUGUCUAGAAGACAGUAUGGAGAAAAUGCAUACUGAUGUUAGAAUGUUAAGGGUUAGAAUAAUGACCUGAUACAGUUCAGGCUGUCAGUGCAAUUGUGUUUCCCUUCUUGUAAAACAUAUUUAUGAAUCCAUACCCUUUACAUUUCUUUUUUUGAUGGGGUAAUUGAUUUCCUCAGAACUGAAGAAAAAGAAAAAUGCAAAGGUACUGAAAACUGUUCCUAAAAAUCGAGGUAAAACAAAGCUGACGUCCAAGAAACCAAUGAGUGGAAACAGCUUUCUAUCAGGAGCGAUGGGUGAGGCAAAUUGGCACUUUUCUGUGAAGUGAAUUUUUUAACAAUUAGAUAUCAUAGCGUUUGGAGAUGGAAGACAAAGAAGAGGUGUUAUAUCAGAAAAAUAUAUAAAAAUGAGUGGUUUUAAAAGUGACAUACAGUUUGUUCCAAUUUGUUUGAUAUACAGGACUUUCUUGUAUGGGAAGAUUUUCAAUGCCAUGUCAAUUAUUGCCUUUAUGAUAUCUCUGUUAGUACCCGCGCUCUUAUUGGUCAAAUAAAUGAGCCGUAUUUCACUGACACAAAGUACAAAAGUUUGUGUAAAUUUGUAAUCUCUCCCCUCUAUUUGAACCCAGAGAUUAAAUAUAUAUCUUACUAACCUUCUUUUCUCGGUUCGUAAUGUAAGUUAUGGAACCUCGUUUUUUCCGCUCGGAUUUAAGGCUCGAGCGCUUAGCGACGGGCCUGAAAUCCGAGCGGAAAAAUCUCGGUUUUAUUUUUAAACUAUCCAAAUUUGUGUAAAUAAUUUUGAUUAGCAUUAGAAUGAGCACUAGAAAUUUGAAUUCUUUUGAAAAAGAAACAACAUUCAUUAUUAUUAUAAUUAUUAUUUUAGAUACAGGUAUGUCAAGCACCAAGACAAAUUCCCUGUUGUUGUUGUCGAACAUUGCGCUUGGAGAUUUGAGCUCAGAAUCAGUAGAGAAUGGCUUCUCAAACGAUUCAUCACUGACCUCACUACAAGGCACAUUGAUGUCGGCGUCUUUAAAGAAGAAGAUGCACUCUUCAUAUCAAAGCAACAACGCUAAAAAAUUCACGAGAAAACUGGUUCUACUUCCAACCAGUUCAACGCGUUUACCGUCCCAGAGUGCCGCUGUUCACAGGGGUUCCAUCCAGUUGGAAAAUGAUAUGCCACCGGAUGAAGUUAUGAAGGAAGUGCGAACGGUUUUGCACAAUCUAGGGAAGAAAAGGUAUGAAUUAACGGCGUAGUGAAUUUUUUCACCGUAUUUUGGGACAAUUUACGAUUGAGAGUGUAGAAAGUAGGCCAGAAUUGCAUAACAGCAUCAAUGGCGGGAAAGCGUCGUUGUGAUCAGGCCAACAGUUGAUGGGGGGUCUUUUUUUAGCCAAUUUCAGGGCAUAAUGAUCAGGAUCUAGAAAAAAAAAGCUUUUGCACUUCUUUGGAUACUCUAUUAGGAAAACUUCUGUGCGCAUUUCUUUUCUUUUUUUUUAAACUCACUUUUAAGGUCUAUAGUUUUAAAGUGGAAUUGUUCACUCUCUUAGAAAAAAGCUCUUUUUUGUCUGGUCAGCUUUAAUAUUUCGGCGCUCUGAGUAGCAAAUUAAAUUACUCUUGACCUAGAUAUAAUUCAUUCAUUCUUCAAUUCUUUUCAGAAUUCGUCUGGCAGCCGCCGACUCGUCAGGAAACUUGGAAUUUUUCAAAGGAACAAAAUGGACAGCAAGGACGCUGCGACAAAGAAUAAGAUUUAACUCAGUUUUGUAUGUUGUGCCCUCGGUAAGCAAGAGUGAACUGAUACAGGAAUUUCAAUAACGUUUUCCAUAAGCGGUUUCAAACCGACAGUAUGAUUGGUGACUGCGCCCGGAAAAGAGGCCACAAGUCACCUUUCUCCGAGGGGGUCUGGGGGCAAGCUCCCAUGGAAAUGAACUCUAGUAGAUUGUAGCUCAGUCGCGCACAUGCCGAAAGUGUACAUGCCCAAAACUGUCUGUAACCGGCAACUAUUGAAACACCUGCUUGAGAUAGAUGACCGUAAGAUUAUGGGAAAAUGUAGUAAAAUCCGACCGGGAAGAUAAGACGGCUGACAUCUUACACUCUUUCGUUAUUAAAAACUGAUAAUGAUUGAUUUUAAUGGAUUUUUUUUCUUUCUUCCUCAGAGGUAAAGAGAGCGAUCAGACAGACCCACGGAAGAUUGCAGAUAGCUAUAAAUAGCUUGGCGUUCUUCAAUCCUAAUAAAAACCAAGUUCUUGUUAAAAUAGUUCGUUAUCUAGAUGUUUUUACAAUCAAAAAUUGUAGGAAUACAUUACAUGUAUAUUUUUAUAGAGAAAUUAAGUUCCAAUGCUCCCUUGCAUCUGCGAUAAACAUGGGAGCAUGCGCAAUGAGUAGAAAGGUUGAAAGGUUGUGCGUCUAUUAAUAAAACUUGUAUUUUGCGAG